This is a messenger RNA of Penicillium macrosclerotiorum, 978 nucleotides long. RefSeq lists its product as uncharacterized. Gene Ontology annotation, molecular function: oxidoreductase activity. The transcript is spliced from 3 exons. The record is from RefSeq and is a predicted model, not a curated record. NCBI's taxonomy places the organism in Eukaryota, Fungi, Ascomycota, Eurotiomycetes, Eurotiales, Aspergillaceae. The coding region runs from base 1 to 978 and encodes 325 amino acids.
AUGUCCAUCACGACAAACGGCCUGAGGGUAAUCUUUGGCGGAGCUGCAUUCAACUCAGCUUACGGCUCCACGCCAGAAAGUGUUUCCGAGACCCUCCAGUUCUUAUUGCGGGAGGGGACCAGGAAUAUCGACUCAGGUCAAGCAUACGGAUAUAGUGAAAAUCUCCUUGGACAAGACAAGGUGUCGUAUACUGGUUUCGAAGUUGACACCAAGGUAGCUGGCGGACUGUGGCCCCAUGUUCGCCAUACCAAAGAGACUGUCAUUCAGGCCGGAGAACCUAGCAUCAAGGCUCUUGGAGCAGAUCAACUCGAUGUAUACUACAUUCACGCCCCUGAUCAAACGGUCACAUUGAAGGACUCACUCGAUGGUAUAAACGAAUUACAUAAGAUGGGCAAAUUCAAAAGAUUUGGCCUUUCCAACUUUCGCUUGGAUGAAGUUUUAGAGGUUAUUCGUAUCGCGAAGAGAAUGCCCUUAUCUUGCCUAGGCAAUUACAAUGCUAUCGGGCGUGUAGCCGAGAAAGAGCUUUUUCCUGUUCUAAGAGAGCAUAAUAUCUCUUUCUACGCAUAUUCACCCAUUGCAGGCGGAUUUCUCACCAAAACAAAAAAGGACAUUACCGACGGCAAAGGACGCUUCAAUAAGGACCUGCCUUUCUUUGGGGAGAUGUACAAUACUCUUUACAAUACGCCUGCGAAGCUCGAAUUCCUCAUGGAAUUCGGAAACAUUGCAAUCAGCGAGGGUAUUUCGCAGGCAGAACUUGCAUAUAGAUGGGUAACGUAUCAUUCAUGCUUGAAGGCACAAAAUGGUGAUGGAAUUAUCAUUGGCUCACGUUACGGGACUCAGUUGACCAAUACUUUGGCUUGGUUGAAAAAAGGACCACUCAGCGUGGAAACUGCCCUGAAGGUCAAUGAUUUGUCGAAGAUCAUAGAACGAGAAGGUAUACUGGAUAACUGGAAUGAUUUCAUUUCCAAGCAGCUGUGA